This is a messenger RNA of Rhagoletis pomonella (apple maggot), 1117 nucleotides long. RefSeq lists its product as uncharacterized. NCBI's taxonomy places the organism in Eukaryota, Metazoa, Arthropoda, Insecta, Diptera, Tephritidae. The coding region runs from base 427 to 918 and encodes 163 amino acids. The record is from RefSeq and is a predicted model, not a curated record. The transcript is spliced from 6 exons.
AUACUGCAAGCAUUCCCGAGACUCUGGAGACAUAGGAGACCAGGAUCAGGAUUUCUCAUUCAAUACAUUACGUUAAUUCAGCCAAUGAUGCAAGACGAAGCGAAACCGCGGCUCCGUGCUCCAAGUUUCACCAUGGGUGAAAGUUUGCUUUUGUGCGACAUUUUAAAAAAGCACAAGCACAUUAUUGAAAACAAAAGGACCGACGGAGCUAGCCUCAAAGAAAAACAAAAAGCGUGGAUGGAGGAGGCUAGCGAAUAUAAUUCCACCACAACAGGUUACAUCCGGACAGUAGAUAGCCUGCAGCAAAAUUAUAAAAAUAUUAAAAAAAGACAAAAAAAAACAAGCAUCUAGUGCCAUAAUGGGUAUUCCAGUUGAUAGAACUAAUAUUAUAGAGAUGGUAGAGGAGCAUGGUACGUCUCCUGACGGAUGGGAGAAAAUUGCCAACAGCACUGGUGUUCCAGCCGACACUUGUCAGGAAGUUUUUUUGGAGAUGGUAGAGGAGGCAGAUGCGCAAGAAAGAGAGUUAAAGAGAAACACCUUGCGUACAGGCGGGGACCUUUACCAAAAGGCAAUAACGAUUCUCGUAUCGAUAAAGUAAGAGGUUUAGUUCGGCCUGCCAUUGACGGAUGCUAUACAGUGUAUGAUGGUGAUAGCAGUCUGAUCACAACUCAGGAGGGCAUAGUACCGAUUGAAUCAUCGUUUAACCAUGCAGAUGAAGUUCCUGAAAAAGAAGCAACCGAAAAGACUAACCAUGUUGUAGCCGCUACAACAACAACAAACCAUGAUGAAUCGGACUACUUCACAAACGACAGAGCCAAUUUAAAAAAAGAGUCCUCAUCCUUUGUUGACCCGAAAGAGACAACUUUCGUCAGCAGGAAAAGAAACCAUUUCCGAAAAGUUCAGAGUACUGGCGUCUGAAAAGUUGGGAUUAGUAUCGGCUCAAAAGGAACUAUUACAGGUACAGUUAACAGAAGAGGAGGAAAAACUAGAACAUAACCGUUUGUUAAGGAAGAUGCCGAUGGAAGAAGCAAAAAGGCAGUAUGAGGAGAAUGAAGAAAAAUUAAAGCAUGACCGGUUUUUAAGAAAACUCGAAGUUGAAGACGCGCAAAAAAGGUAU